CCGCGGGCGGAAGCGCGGGCGGGCGGUAGAGGCGGCGCGGCCCCCUCAGAGGGGCGCUGGUGCGCGGGCUGAGGCGCCGCGGCGGGGUAGGGACGCGAGCGCUGCGCGAUGAGCGGCGCCGGGGACCGCGGCCCCGAGGCGGGCGCUGCCCGGGCCGAGUCCCCGGGCGCGGCGCUGAGCGUGGACGUAGCGGGGCUCCUGGCGCAGCUGGCGCGCAGCUUCGCGCUGCUGCUGCCGGUGUACGCGCUGGGCUACCUGGGCCUGAGCUUCAGCUGGGUGCUGCUGGCGCUCGGGCUGCUCGUGUGGUGCCGGAGGAGCCGCGGCCUCAAGGCGACCCGCCUGUGCCGCGCGCUGGCGCUGCUGGAGGACGAGGAGCGCGCCGUGCGCCUGGGGGUGCGCGCCUGCGACCUGCCGGCCUGGGUUCAUUUUCCAGACACUGAGAGAGCAGAAUGGCUAAAUAAGACCGUAAAACACAUGUGGCCUUUUAUUUGCCAGUUUAUAGAGAAGUUGUUUCGAGAAACCAUAGAGCCAGCUGUGCGAGGAGCAAACACCCACCUCAGCACCUUUAGUUUCACAAAAGUUGAUGUGGGUCAGCAGCCACUCAGGAUCAAUGGUGUGAAGGUGUACACUGAAAAUGUGGACAAAAGGCAAAUUAUUUUGGACCUUCAAAUUAGUUUUGUAGGAAACUGUGAGAUUGAUUUGGAGAUCAAGCGAUAUUUUUGUAGAGCUGGUGUGCAAAGUAUACAGAUUCAUGGUACAAUGCGGGUGAUCCUGGAACCGUUGAUUGGAGACAUGCCCUUAGUGGGAGCCUUGUCUAUCUUCUUCCUUAGGAAACCACUGAUAGAAAUUAAUUGGACAGGACUGACGAAUCUUCUCGAUAUCCCUGGAUUAAAUGGUCUGUCAGAUACCAUCAUUCUGGAUAUAAUAUCAAACUAUCUGGUGCUUCCCAAUCGGAUCACCGUUCCUCUUGUCAGUGAAGUUCAAAUAGCACAGUUGCGGUUUCCUAUACCAAAGGGUGUCCUAAGGAUACAUUUUAUCGAAGCUCAGGACCUUCAGGGGAAAGAUACUUACCUUAAGGGACUCGUCAAGGGAAAGUCGGACCCCUAUGGGAUUAUUCGAGUCGGCAACCAGAUCUUCCAAAGCAAAGUCAUCAAAGAGAACCUCAGUCCGAAGUGGAACGAGGUAUACGAGGCUUUAGUCUAUGAACAUCCCGGACAGGAAUUAGAGAUUGAGCUCUUUGACGAAGACCCGGACAAGGAUGACUUCUUAGGAAGUCUUAUGAUUGAUCUUAUUGAAGUUGAAAAGGAGCGCCUUUUAGAUGAAUGGUUCACCCUGGACGAGGUCCCAAGAGGAAAGCUGCACUUGAAACUGGAGUGGCUCACGUUGAUGCCAAAUGCUUCAAACCUCGAUAAGGUGCUGACAGACAUCAGGGCUGACAAAGGCCAAGCCAAUGAUGGUCUUUCCUCUUCGUUGCUGAUCUUGUAUUUGGAUUCAGCAAGGAACCUUCCGAGUAUCUACGAGGGAAACUUUGGGUGUGGCUACUUAAAAGAGAGGCGAGCGUCGGGACUAGUGUUUUGUGAAAAUACUACCUCAGUCUAUAGAGCACUAUUUAGUAACCCAUUAGAAUUUAACCCUGAUGUCUUGAAGAAGUCUGCAGUUCAGAAAGCUUUAAAGUCAGGGAAGAAAAUAAACAGCAAUCCAAACCCUCUUGUCCAGAUGUCAGUUGGACACAAGGCCCAGGAGAGCAAGAUUCGGUACAAAACCAACGAACCUGUAUGGGAAGAAAACUUCACCUUCUUCAUUCACAAUCCCAAGCGCCAGGACCUUGAAGUCGAGGUCAAAGAUGAACAGCAUCAGUGUUCUCUGGGGCACCUGAAGAUCCCUCUCAGUCAGCUGCUUACCAGCAAUGACAUGACCAUGAACCAGCGAUUUCAACUCAGUAAUUCAGGUCCAAACAGCACUCUGAAGAUGAAGAUCGCCCUCAGGAUACUCCACCUUGAAAAGCCAGAAAGGUCCCCAGACCACCAACACUCAGCUCAAGUAAAGCGACCCUCUGUCUCCAAAGAAGGGAGAGAAAUAUCUGUCAGAUCUCACGUGUCCGCAUCGCCGGGCUCCGGUGAUGGCAGCACAGCCCCGUGCACACCAGUCGUCGGGGGCAGCGAUAAGCCUGGCGUGGAAGAGGGGGCCCAGCCUGUGGAGGCCAGCCCCCAAGGCCCACGCGACCUGGGCAGGAGCUCCUCCAGCCUCCAGACCAGUGCCACCUGCUCCCCCAGCCACAUCUCCAUUAAGGAGCCCACUCCAAGCAUAGCCUCAGACAUAUCCCUGCCCAUCGCCACCCAGGAGCUUCGGCAGAGGCUGCGGCAGCUAGAGAAUGGGACGACACUGGGGCAGUCGCCCCUGGGGCAGAUCCAGCUGACCAUCCGACACAGCUCGCAGAGAAACAAGCUUGUGGUGGUCGUGCACUCCUGCAGAAAUCUCAUUGCCUUCUCUGAAGAUGGCUCUGACCCCUAUGUCCGCAUGUAUUUGUUACCAGACAAGAGGAGGUCAGGAAGGAGAAAAACACACGUGUCAAAGAAAACACUGAACCCCGUGUUUGACCAGAGCUUUGAUUUCAGCGUUUCAUUACCAGAAGUACAGAGGAGGACGCUGGAUGUAGCAGUAAAGAACAGUGGUGGCUUCCUGUCCAAAGACAAAGGGCUUCUUGGCAAAGUGUUGGUCGGUCUGGCGUCCGAAGAACUGGCCAAGGGCUGGACCCAGUGGUACGACCUCACAGAAGAUGGCACGAGACCACACGUGGUGACGUAGUCCCUGCCGGGCACGAGGAGCCCCCCCCCCCCCCCCCCCCGGUGUGCCAACCACCUUCGUGCGCUCGCAGCGCACCCUCCCACAGACGUACCAAUAUUGUUUUUAUAAUUUCAAUGUAUUUAGUUAUACAUAUCUUAAUAGUUUUAUAAAACAUGUUGACGUUUUAGGCAUAUUUGGCCAAUAUUAUCAUUAAAUUUUAUAUGUUUAAUUUCCUGUAGUAUUUGCCGGUUAUUCUAGCGUAUAAUAGGGUAGUAGUUAGUUACCGUGUCGCGUAAGGCUGUAUGUCCGUUGUAUCGACGAGGAAGCAGAUCUAUGUAUAUGCUUUACUGUUGCCUUGUUUUGUACAUCGCUGAGGUACACUCUGCCAUGUAAAUAGACUAUUUUUUAUAAUCUCUACCUGCUGGUUUGAACUCUGAAGAACAUGGAUUAAGGAAAUAUAUUUUUUUUCUAAGACUUAUUAAAUUCUUAUGACACAUAAUCAUUUUGUCUUUGCAGGAAAAGUUCUCAGUGACCAAUUUUGUGGUAUUUUUCUUUUUAAAAAGGAAAGCUGAAAGAUUAAAUAUUAAAUAAGUAUAGUUCUGCCCAUCACGAAUGAAGAAAAUAUUCAAAAUAUUACCACUUUUAUAAAUAUAAAUAUGUAUUUUUGAGAAGUCAGAUGAAGUGCUUCUAAGGAAAAAUGUGUAACUGAGUAAUACAUAAUACUAAGAGGAUGUCAUGUCAUCAUGGUGCACUAACUUGAAGUUUCUUCCGUGAAAUGUCUUAAUUGCUCGAUAGAAUGUAUUCAUGAAAUAGUACACAGAUACACAGUUAUACUUCCUAAAAUACAACCCAAAUUUUCAGUGUUAGCAGUUAGGCUGUUGUGAAAUAGUCGGUCAUAAGGUUUGUUAGUUUUCAGUGUUUUCCCAGCCUGUGAAGACAGAGACAGGCUCACGUGGUCACCAUAGAGUUUGUGGGGUGGAUCUGGGUAAGGAGGAAGUUGUUUUAAACCAACAGCUCAUUCAUUCACCUGUCAGUGUGACAUCAUAGGUUGACAGAACCCCUGAGGUGGCCUUGGCUUCCUUUUGCCCAACACAGAGGCCACUCUUGGGGCCACAGGGUUCCAGCACGGCGGCUGGUGAUUGUAAUUAACCGUUUCCGGGGUUUCCUCACUUUAUGCCGUGACUGACCUCAGUAUUGGGAUAUUGUUAUACAGUUUCUGUUUUGGAAUAUGUUUUUCUGUUUAGAUUACUAAAAGCAUGUUUUACAUCCUCGAGUCCCAGACCUCUUGGGGGUUGAGGCUCCGUGGCAGUGUCUAAGCCGUGCUCGCCUGUGAGAAACACGCACGGACUCAGAAAGAGUUUUCAGUAUGUUAAGCUGUAUGGUGCAAAUGAGUCCUUAGCUAUCAGAACAUUCUGAAAUCAUGUGUGAGGACAUUGGGGAAAUCGAGCUUUGUGGUUGAAACUGGGGAUCUUACCAUGAAUCCCUCCACGGACUCGUGGGCGGCCCGUGUGACCAAACACACCAAAGUGCCUGUGGUGGAUGCUGGUUGUUACCUUGCGUACUUCUGCCUGCCAACAGAUCUUACCCUUCUUUUAGUUCACACUUUAAACCGGAGGUUUAUAUAUAAUGGAGCCUAUAGCCUCACAACACAGUUCAUGUAAUCAUAAAGACCAGUGUAAUCUCCCUGCUUCCUACUUGAUGGAACUUCACUAUAAAGCCUCAUUAUAAACCAUUUCCCAUGUUAAUGUACAGGAGGAAGUGGAUGAAUAUAUUGGUGCCCACAAAACAUUUGACUGCGGUGGUGUUUUAGCAGCACGAUAAAGGCAGGUAAUUACUUAAUAAACCUAGUCGUCGGUCCAUGGUAUUAGAUUUAUUGAAGAUUUUUUUUCAGUUGAGUCUGUUGAAGGGCCUCUGGCAUAAUCUACAAAAAGGGAACGACCGCUCACUGGGAUUUACAAUACCAGUAAUUUUUACCAACAUCCCGAACAUCUGGGUUUUGCCUUGUGCUCACCUUGCGGUAUGUAUUCACCUUAUGCAGCGCUCUAAGCAAUUAGGCAAAAUAAGUACAAGGAAGAGUAUAAAGCCAGUGGCAGCAUGACACCCGCCUUGUGCCGCAGGGACGGAGGAGCCUGGAGAUGGACCUUGGCAGCGGGCUUCCUUCUCUUUAGAAGGAAAGGGACGAUUCUGAGGACGUAAAACAAAAAAACUUUUCCAGGUGUGAUUCUGUCCUUCACGGCCAAAUGAGCGGUCAGUGGGAAGCUGUGGUAUUCCGUGGGAAGGACUGAGAAUUCCGCUCACGGCCGGACUCCGCACUCCAGGGUCCCCAGAUCGGCAUCCCUGCUCCUUAAUGACCGAUUCGUCUAGGAAAAGGGAACGUUAACUUCUCUGUAUUGAGCCGAAUCAACGGGAGGAAAAUUAACUUACACAGAUUUGAGUUCUGUUUGUCCAUGUGGGUUGCUUCUCCUGUGCCUUAGCGUAUGGAAGUGUGACGCCGGUGUUUCCAAGUUCCAGAUCGUUGCUGUACUCACCGCAACUCUGUUCUGUGCUACGAGAUAGUGUUCGUCAGGAGGUCAGCCCUUUUUCUUCAGGAACCGAAGCUCAGUGGAGACCAGCGUAUAUGCGCGUUUAUACUCGGGCUGUCCGCCACUGCAGAUGGAAAACAGCAGAGGGCUUUUUUUAAUUGUUAUUAGAGAAUGUCCUUUUUGAUCAACUAAUUUUACAUGACCGUGCAUGUAUUUAUUCAAUAAACUCUUACGUUAGCUCA
Molecule: messenger RNA, 5548 nt
Organism: Neofelis nebulosa (Clouded leopard)
Lineage: Eukaryota; Metazoa; Chordata; Mammalia; Carnivora; Felidae
Gene: ESYT2
Product: extended synaptotagmin 2
Exons: 24
Coding region: 109-2805 (898 amino acids)
Biological process (GO): lipid transport
Molecular function (GO): lipid binding
Source: RefSeq, a predicted model, not a curated record